Messenger RNA from Candidula unifasciata, 250 nucleotides. Lineage: Eukaryota; Metazoa; Mollusca; Gastropoda; Stylommatophora; Geomitridae. The record is from the annotation of a GenBank genome assembly.
AUGGCUAAUUACUUGUCCCUGUUCAACUAUAAAGGACUUGGACACCUGAUCAAACUUGCAAACAAUCCACUGUUGACGUUUCGGUCACUAAGAAGCACUUACGGCGAUGUCUUCAAGAUAUACAUGGGAACUAGAUUAGCUGUUGUUAUCAACGGAUAUGACGUCAUCAACGAAGUUCUGAUGACUAGAGGUCCGGAGUUUUCCCAUCGGCCGUCGUCAUUCUUGGCAGAAAAACUGGCUCAGUAUAAAG